Messenger RNA from Phytophthora sojae, 1713 nucleotides. RefSeq lists its product as hypothetical. Bases 1 to 1713 code for a protein of 570 amino acids. Gene Ontology annotation, molecular function: RNA binding. Lineage: Eukaryota; Oomycota; Peronosporomycetes; Peronosporales; Peronosporaceae. The record is from RefSeq and is a predicted model, not a curated record. The transcript is spliced from 7 exons.
AUGAGCGCCAAGACUGUUUUGAUCACCGGCAGCAACCGCGGCAUCGGCCUCGCCUUCACCAAGCACUUCGUGGCUAACGGCUGGAAGGUCAUCGCUGCCGCCCGCGAUCCUCAGAGCGCCAUCGACCUCAAGCUCGAGAAGGUCGUCCAGAUCGACACGAGCGACGAAUCGUCCAUCAAGGCUGCUGCUGAGCUGCUGAAGGGCGAGCCCAUCGACCUGCUGAUCAACAACGCUGGCAUUGGCGGCGGAGGCGGCAUCGACCAGACCACCAAGACCGAGAUGAUGAAGCAGUUCGAGGUCAACACGGUGGGCCCUUUCCUCGUGACGCGCGCGUUCCUACCGAACCUGAAGCUUGCGGUCGACCAAAAGGGUUCAGCCACCGUUGGCCAUGUCUCCUCGCGCAUGGGCAGUAUCGCGGACAACGGUUCGGGCGGCAUGUACUGUUACGCGCUUCUCCUGUCCUCGUCCAUCCUGCUUGGACUCACGCUCUUGUUGUCGCUGCUAGCGACACCUCCGUUGCGCCAACGGCUGCAACCGGAGCCGAUUCCUAACAUGUACGGCUACCGCGCGUCCAAGACGGCGCUGAACAUGGUGAACUCGAGUCUGGCUACGGACCUGAAGGACGAGAAGAUCAUCGCGCUGGCGCUGCACCCCGGCUACGUGGUGACCCGCAUGACCGGCCAGACGACCCCCGAGGACAGCGUGGCUGGCCUGACUAAGAUCGUUGCCGAGGCCACUCCCGAAGACAGCGGCAAGUUCUUCCACUUCAACGGCAGUGGCCUGCUGUGCUCCAUGGCUUCGCCUUCGCGUAACUCGCGCUCCCGCUCGCGCUCGCCGGCGCAGUCGCCAUCCCGCCGCUCGUCCAGCCGCAAUGCGCGCAAAGGCUCCGCGUCCCGUUCGCGCUCGGCGCCCCGUUCUCGCUCUCGCUCGGCCUCCAACGCGCGCUCGCCCGCCGACGCCAAGCGCUCCAGCAGCAGCAAACCCGAGCCCAAGCCUGUGUCUCUGCGCGUCGAGAACCUCACGCGCAACGUGAACGCCGACCACCUGCGCGAGAUCUUCGGCAAGUUCGGGCUCGUGGUGCGCGUGGACAUGGCCGUGCCCCGGGGCAAGGCCAGCGCCGUCGUGGUCUUCGCCUCCCAGCAGGACGCCGACAGCGCCAAGGACCACAUGCAUGACGGCUGGCUGGACGGCAACAAGCUGCGCGUGCUGCCGGACGCCCCCAGACCGGAGCCCAACAACCGGCGCAGAGUUUCGCUGUCCCCCAGGAGCCGCAGCCGUCGAGGCGGACGCGGACGCUCACCGUCCCCAACCGCGCGCAGCCGCCAGCGCUCGCCGCCUCGAGGAGCACGCGGACGCCGCGGCGUGUCACCGUUCCGCGGCAGAAGUCGCAGUCGCAGCCGAAGUUUCGGCAACAACCGACGCGGAGGUCGCUCCCGCUCGCGCUCGCCGGCGUUCCGUCGGCGCGGGGCGUCGCCGUUCAGAGCCCCAGUAGAAGCAGGAGCAGAAGCUUCAGCAGGAGCCGCAGCCGCAGCUUCAGUCGCGCACGUGGGCGAAGUCGCAGUCGAAGUGCAAGUCGCAGCAGGAUCAGAAGUCGGGGAAGAAGCUUCAGCAGCAGAAGUCGCAGCCGAAGCUCCAGUCGUGGACGCGGUCGACGCCGCAGCCCCAGCAGCAGCCGAAGCCGCAGCCGCAGCUGAGGACAAGAGGUGUUUUUGA